Anopheles funestus (African malaria mosquito) is the source of this 1837-nucleotide messenger RNA. It is a transcript of the gene HemK2, whose product is annotated as methyltransferase N6AMT1. Gene Ontology annotation, molecular function: S-adenosylmethionine-dependent methyltransferase activity; protein methyltransferase activity; nucleic acid binding. Bases 302 to 976 code for a protein of 224 amino acids. NCBI's taxonomy places the organism in Eukaryota, Metazoa, Arthropoda, Insecta, Diptera, Culicidae. Gene Ontology annotation, cellular component: eRF1 methyltransferase complex. Gene Ontology annotation, biological process: methylation. The record is from RefSeq and is a predicted model, not a curated record. The transcript has a single exon.
UCGCACGUGCUGCUCGAAUAACAGAAUCCAGCACGUGUUCGAAAGGGUGCUCGACUGCACACGUGGAUGACAGAGCUUAUUUUCUAUUAUUUAGGCGAUUUUUGACAAAAAUGUUACUACCAUAUUAAUGGUAAUCGUUUUAACGAAAUGCAACAAAUACUAGUCGGUAGAUAAUUAUUUAUAUCUACUAGUCGGUAAAGUUUUGCAUGCUAUUUUUGUGUACCAAAAAACUCCUCGAUUUGACAUCUGCCGGCAGGUGUUUUUGUAAACAAAUAAAGCAACACUCAGUGCAACAGCAGUAAUGGAAACUCCUGUGUUUAAAUUUGAACCACAAGAUUCCGAUACAGUUUACGAACCUGCAGAGGAUUCAUUUCUGCUUCUAGAUGCACUGGAAGAUGAGCUAGAUGUGAUAAAAGCUCGCAAGCCGUUACUGUGCGUGGAAAUUGGCCCGGGAAGUGGUGUGCUUAUAGUCGCACUGGAAAAACAUCUUCCCAUGGGAACUAGCCACUUUAUUGGAUUUGAUAUCAACCCAAAUGCUUGUCGAAUGACACAAAAAACAAGCCAGUUAAACGGUUCAUCAGUGGAUGUUGUGAAUAUGGACUUACUUGCUGGAUUGCGACCGGAAUGCGUAGAUCUGCUCGUGUUCAAUCCACCGUACGUUCCAACGCAACCGACGGUAGAUUCCUUGGAAGAACACAUCGACCAGUUUCACUUAACGGGCGAGGAUCAGAAUCUAGUACACGCUUGGGCCGGUGGAGUGAAUGGUAGAAUUGUUAUAGAUCGCGUAUUAGCAGACUUACAUCGGCUCCUUUCGCCAGAAGGUAUAUUUUACUUACUUUUGCUCAAGGAGAACAAACCUGCAGAAGUGCUGAAGCAACUGCAACGUACAAAGUUCCGGGGACGCAUAAUCAAGGAACGACGAAUCCGUGGAGAACACCUGUACGUGUUGCGUAUAGAACGAGCAAAAAUAGCGUAACCCUGUGUUGUCUAAGGAAGAAGAUUAAUGAUAAAACACAGGAUACUUUAAAAGAUGUGAUAAAUAGCUAUUAACAAACCGAAACAUAAAGCGAGUUUUUCAAACGAUACAUAAAAGACUAAAAUCAUUAUAGGGACACUGGCUGAUCUAAGCCAAUAAGUUGUUAAAAUAAAAAAAGAAUGAGAAAGAAUAUUCACACCAAAAGAAAAAUAGUUAAAUAGAGUAAUGAAAUUCGUUUCAUUUUAAAUCACAUCUAUAUCGAACCGCUUUUGUAUCAGACAGAGUCGACAGAUAUCAUAUUGUCUAUUGAUGCAAUAAAUAAAAUAAGGCGUCGUAAGUUAAAAAUACACUACUUUUUAACUAAAUGCAAUAAAAACAGGAGAUGCAAAAACAAAUCAUAACACACUGCACCCAUUUUUCUACGCGUAUUAGCCUUCAUUGAUGCUUUUCUUUUAUUAUAUUUAAUUCAAUCGUUUUGCCAUCGAACAAAUGUUGUAUAUAUGACCGUAUAACUUAUGUGUGCGUGUACGUUUUGUGAUGCGUAAUUUCCCCAGCCUAAUUACCCACCUUUAAACACUCACAUCAUUAUUUUUCUUGUUGCUGGUUAUGUUAUAAACCUUCCUAAUACUCCCGCACUUAUUAUACUAGAGCCGCUGGACUUAAUGUUCGUGUACAGAAUGAAAAAUAAUACAAAAUUGCGCACUAUUCUGGCUUUUCCCUUUCUAUUCUUCCUUCCAUUGGCAGCGACUACCAAUUCCAAUAUACAAAUAAAAUCUCCAUAAAGUAACAUCGAACAACAACUUAUAUGCAUUUUUUUUGUUUCAAUAUGCUUAUACAUUAUACAUACAAAUACAUACAUAU